This is a messenger RNA of Closterium sp. Yama58-4, 558 nucleotides long. NCBI's taxonomy places the organism in Eukaryota, Viridiplantae, Streptophyta, Zygnematophyceae, Desmidiales, Closteriaceae. The record is from the annotation of a GenBank genome assembly.
AUGCCACGUAUACUCAAUUCAGCCACGUCGUUUCCGUUGCCGCCAGUGGAGCGUGGUUACAUACAACCUCCGAGAGCAGGGGAGAGGCAGACUGGCAAGUGUUCGUCGCGCGAUGGUGACGGUGAGGGGGAGAAUUCGAGAACUAGCCUAGUGUCCUUUUCAGCACAAGCACAGAAAUGCCAGUCUGUGUCAACGCGAGCCACAAGGUUUCAAGUUCGGGCAGCGGUUGCGGAGAUCACGGAGAACGAAUUCACGGAAAAGGUGCUUGAGGCAAAGUCACCAGUGCUGGUGGAUUUCUGCGCUAAGUGGUGCGGCCCGUGCCGACUGAUCGCGCCUGUCAUGGAAUGGGCUGCCAAGGAGUACGACGGUCGGCUGCAGGUGUACAAGAUCGACGUGGACGCGUGUCCGAAGCUGGUGGAGAAGUACAAGGUGUACGGGCUGCCGUCCGUCGUCAUCUUCGAGAACGGCCAGGUGGUUCCCGGCGGACACAUUGAGGGCGCGCUCACGUCCGCCAAGCUCAAGGGCAUCCUCGCAUCCACGGUGCCCGCGCUCGCAUGA